Messenger RNA from Dictyostelium purpureum, 2076 nucleotides. RefSeq lists its product as uncharacterized. The record is from RefSeq and is a predicted model, not a curated record. Gene Ontology annotation, cellular component: trans-Golgi network membrane. Lineage: Eukaryota; Evosea; Eumycetozoa; Dictyosteliales; Dictyosteliaceae. The transcript is spliced from 3 exons. The coding region runs from base 1 to 2076 and encodes 691 amino acids.
AUGAAUAAUAUAAUUGUAAAUAUAUCAAAUAAUGUAAAUUCGAUCCUUUCAAUUGUUGGUAAGGCAACUCUCGAUUCUUCAGAGCCAACAUCAGGAUAUUUAUUAUUAGAGUUACAAAACGAAACUUUUAAAUCAAUAGAAAAGUGCGAGGAUAUUUUAAAAAAGUUAUUAGAAAGAUUAAAAAAAGAAUCAUCACACGUAAAAUUAAAAUCAUUAAAAUGUAUCAAGCAUCUAAUGUUAAAAGGCAAUCCAGUUUUCAAACAGGAAUUAUUAUUAAACUCUAAUGAAAUUUAUAAAUGCACAUCAUAUAAUGGUAAACAAGAUGCUAUUUAUGGCGAUAACCCAUAUAUGUUAGUUAGAAAAGAAGCUCAAGAUAUUUUAAAUAUGUUAUACCAAUAUUCAAAUAACGAUAAUAAUAGCGGCAACAACAGUAAUAAUAGUUAUAAUAAUAAUGAAUUAGCAUUAUAUGAGGGAUAUGGUAAUUCAAUUGUAGUGGUACCACAACAACAAAGGGUAAUGGUUGGCGUUGGGAGCAGUGGUGCAAUUACAAAUGCUCCUGUUCAGCAAUUAACACCGAUGGAUGAAAUUAAGCAGGAUAUCAAACAAAAAAUACAAUCGUUACCAUCAAAAGUUUUUAAUACAGAACAAUCUAAAUUAAGUUUUGAAUCAGUCCCAAAUACAGACCCCAAUCAAUUUUCUUUGGUACCACUAAGAGAUGGUACUCACUUUAUAGAUAAUAGUAAUAAUAAUAAUAAUAAUAACAGUUUCUCAGAUACCGAUCCAAACAAUCCAUACUUGGGAACAGAUGAAUAUAUUAAUAUAACAGGUUAUAUAGGUAAUGAAACCUCUUCGAAUUUAUCCACCUCAUCAAUUUCAAAAUUCUUUUCCUAUUAUAAACAGUUAUCCUCAGAAAGCACUGAAAACGUUCUAUCAAUUCUUUAUUAUUCCAUUGAGUCAUCAAAAAAGUGGCAAACUAAGCAAAAAUAUCUUUGUUUAAUCGAAUUUUUAAUUGUUCAAAAAAUCGAAACAGCAAUUCAAUUCUAUAAAUCAAAUAAUACUCAUUUAAUUAAUAUUUCAAAUUCGAUUCAUUUAGGUCCAAGAGAAAAAUCAAAGUCGAUUUUAAGAUUACUUGGCAUUGAUUUCGAAAAGGAUUUACAAUCAAUUCAAGAGCAGCAAAAAAAACAAAAAGAAUUAUUAGAAAAACAAUAUCAAAAUAAUAAUAGUAAUAACAAUAAUAGCAAUAAUAGCAGCAAUAACAGUAAUAACAAUAGUAAUAAUCAAACAGGUAGUAUUUUUAAUUUCGAUACAGAUCAAUCACCUGUAACCUCACCAAAUCAAAAUUUAUUUGGAGGUUUAAAUGUAAAAAACAAUAUGGGUAAUAAAAGUAAUAAUAAUUUCAAUAAUUCAAGUAAUAACAAUUUAAUUGGAGAUUUAGAUUUCCUUGAAAUAAAAAGCGAUAAUAAAAAUAAUAAUAUGAAUAAUAAUAUGAAUAAUAUGAAUAAUAUGAAUAAUAAUAAUAAUAAUAAAAAUAAUAAUAUCAAUAAUAAUAUGAAUAAUAAUAAUAAUAAUAUCAAUAAUAAUAUGAAUAAUAAUAAUAAUAUCAAUAAUAAUAUCAAUAACAAUAAUAAAAACAUUAAUAUUAAUAACACUAGUAAUAAUAGUUUACCAAAAACUGUUUCAAAUAGCUUUGAUACUUUAGAUCCAAUAUAUUCAAAUAAUAAUAAUAAUAAAUCAUCCAGUAUUAUGGAUGAUUUCGAUUUUUCAUCUCUUUCUUUUUCAAAUACCACACCCUCAUCAAAUACCCUCAAACCAUUAUCUCAGUCAACUCCAGCUACACCCAUUAUAGUCCCAAAUAGUAGCGUUAAUAGUUCACCAUUAUUAAAAAGCAGUAAUAAUGGAUUAAAUGAUUUCGAUUUUUUUGCAACUGCACCAAAUACAAAUAAUUGCAAUAAUAAUAACAAUAAUAAUAAUAAUAAUAAUAUUAAAAAUAAUAUUAAAACAAACAGUAAUAAUACCAAAGUUAAUAGCGAUUCUCCAUUUGGUAUUUUAGAUUCUUAUAUUACAACACAAAAAUAA